GGCUUCCAUCCAGGAAACAGCGGGGCUUCUGGUGUCGGGACCGGCCUGUUGGUUCUGGGGCGCCGCCGGUUGUCUUCCUUCCCAGCCCGGCCAGCAGUCCUGAAAGCUGGUCGGGGCAGGGCGCAGCCCCCCCACUCGUGAGGUGCACCUCCUCCCGCCCGCCCCUCUCCCUGGGGCUGAGCGUGUCACACUCUGCCUGCCGUCACAAACCAGCUCUGGUUCUCGUGGUGAUGUCGGAACUCGCCCCGAAGGGCCCGGGUCCGCACGCUGUGCAGGGCUUCGCGAACGCUCUGCCUGGCUGGCUUAGCUCUGUGGGGUCGAUGCCGGAGCGCUCUCUACGUGUGAAUCAUUCCCCCAAAAUUGCCACGAUCAAGAACAGUCCGAGUCCGCCCCCAGCCGGCAGGCCGUUGGUGGGCAGGGAGCCAGGAGAGGCCACAUCCCGGGCACCGCCUCCCACUGCUGGCUGUGUGCCUGGACCGCCACCUUCCCGCCCUUGCGUUGUCCCCCCACUGCCCAGGCAGCCCGUGUCCACAUCACGUCUCUGCCCCGGCCUGAGAGCAGUGACUGGACUGUGGGUCUGUGACAGGUGCUGCCCGCUCGGGCCCAGAAAUGGGAUGUCAGGCCUCCAAAAGGAGCACAGUGGAAGCCAGGGCCUCCCCGAGCCGCUGCUGUGACGGCCAGUGAGCGCGCCGCGGAGGAUG
Mustela erminea (ermine) is the source of this 701-nucleotide messenger RNA. Its product is annotated as wiskott-Aldrich syndrome protein homolog 1-like. The transcript has 2 exons. The coding region runs from base 231 to 674 and encodes 147 amino acids. NCBI's taxonomy places the organism in Eukaryota, Metazoa, Chordata, Mammalia, Carnivora, Mustelidae. The record is from RefSeq and is a predicted model, not a curated record.